This is a messenger RNA of Drosophila innubila, 1657 nucleotides long. RefSeq names its product glycoprotein-N-acetylgalactosamine 3-beta-galactosyltransferase 1. Lineage: Eukaryota; Metazoa; Arthropoda; Insecta; Diptera; Drosophilidae. The transcript is spliced from 4 exons. The record is from RefSeq and is a predicted model, not a curated record. Gene Ontology annotation, cellular component: membrane. The coding region runs from base 440 to 1423 and encodes 327 amino acids. Gene Ontology annotation, molecular function: N-acetylgalactosaminide beta-1,3-galactosyltransferase activity.
AAAACGAGCGUCACAUAAUUGCUCGCCCUCGCGGAGGAGACGUCGCGCGAUCUGCCGACAGCAGCAGCGACGGCAGCAGAGGUAGCGACAGCGGCAGAAGCGUCGCUUUAAAAAAAGAAAGAAAAAACCGGCAACUUACAAUUUAGCAAUUGCAAAUCGAAUUAAGCUAAAAAAGGCGCAGUGACAGGAAGGCGAAGUGUGGAAAGGGGAGAGGGCAACAUACAGAUAAAUACAUAAAUAUGUAUAUAUAAUGUGCCUGAAGGUCAACCACAUCUUACAGGUUUCGUCUUUUGACUAUAACGCUGUGUCAGUGCACAAGAAUGUGUUAAUUUGGAAUUUCAACAACAACAAGAUCUGUGUCGACUGCCUGACGACAUAAACAUUAAAUUUGCAUAAAAAAGUAAACAAACGUUAAAAUAAAUCCGGCUAGCUGCAUAAUAUGAACAUCAUUGGGACAUCUUCGCAACGCAAGGGGGGAAGCAACAACAACUUGGAGAUGUUGCUGAUGUUGUUGUUGGGUCUGAUCUGUGGCACUUACUUAUCGCAGUUGAUGCAACGUGCCCGCUUGCAAUUCUUUGAUGAUGUCACCUCUCAGCAAGAUAGCAGCUCCCAAUCCUCCUCCCUCUCCCUCUCCAUCUCCAACUCGAACUCCAACUCAUCAGUGACCGCUCACUUGAACAACAACGCGACACGCAUUCUCUGCUUGGUUGUGGCAAGUUCGCUGCACUCACAUGCCGCACACAUAGAACGCACUUGGGGCAGGCGUUGCAACAAGUUGCUCUUCAUGGGCAGCCAGAGAGACAAGAAGCUAAACAUUAAAGAGAGACACACUAAUUCUUGGGCCAAGACGCGAUAUCAACUGCAGCAUGUUUAUCAGCAUUAUUACGAAGAUUACGAUUGGUUUCUAAAGGUCCCCGAUAAUACCUAUGUAAUAAUGGAGAACCUUCAGCAUUUUCUACAAGCUUACACACCAGAAACGCCAAUUUAUUUUGGCAGCAAUGAUUGGGAGCAAAUGAAACGGGGCUACGUCUCUGGAGCAGUUGGUUAUGUUUUCAGCAAGGCGGCACUGCAUCGAUUUAUGAAUCUGGGACACGGGAAUGGCAACCUCUGCAGUAACCGCAACUACGGUAUUGAGCAUGUGGAGAUUGCCCGAUGUUUACGGAAUGCCGGCGUAGUAGCUGGAAAUUCUCGAGAUGAGGAUGGACUCUCCCGUUUCCUACCAGUUCCACCUUAUGCACAGCAGAACUUAAACAAUAAAUCUCACAGCUUCUUCUCGAACACAGCAAUAGCAUUUCAUUAUAGUAAUUUUAGAGACUUUUACAUGAUUGAAUAUGUCAUCUACAAACUUCGUCCAUUUGGCCUUAUGCAAAUAAUUCCAGAAAAAAGGACCACUGCUUCGUUGGAUUAUAAUCAAAAUAAAUAAGGGAUUUGGGAAGAAGGAGUUACACUCAAGUAAUUCGGAUGGACUGUUGAAAACAAAGCCAAAGACAGACACUACUUAAUAUGCUUAGUUAUAUUUUGGUCGAAUUUUUACGCAAAUACUUAAAAUUCUGUCUAACAAUUGAUUUUUUAUAACUUGAAUAUUGAAUAUUCUUAAAAUCAAAAUGGUUAUAUUAGCCUUCAGAAAAUGAAUAAAGCAAGUAAGAUUUUAUCUUAA